AUGGCGUCUUCUAUGACCUGGACAGCUGCAAGCAUUCCAGCUACCCUGACUCAGAGGGGGCUCCUGACUCCCUGUGGGACUGGACUGUGGCCCCACCUGUCCCAGCCGCCCCCUAUGAAGCCUUCGACCCAGCAGCAGCCGCUUUUAGCCACCCCCAGGCUGCCCAGCUCUGCUACGAACCCCCCACCUACAGCCCUGCAGGGAACCUGGAACUGGCCCCCAGCCUGGAGGCCCCGGGGCCUGGCCUCCCCGCAUACCCCACGGAGAACUUCGCCAGCCAGCCCCGUGCUAUCAGAGGAGGAAGACUUACCGUUGGACAGCCCUGCCCUGGAGGUCUCGGACAGCGAGUCGGAUGAGGCCCUCGUGGCUGGCCCCGAGGGGAAGGGAUCCGAGGCAGGGACCCGCAAGAAGCUGCGCCUGUACCAGUUCCUGCUGGGGCUACUGACGCGCGGGGACAUGCGUGAGUGCGUGUGGUGGGUGGAGCCAGGCGCCGGCGUCUUCCAGUUCUCCUCCAAGCACAAGGAGCUCCUGGCGCGCCGCUGGGGCCAGCAGAAGGGGAACCGCAAGCGCAUGACCUACCAGAAGCUGGCGCGCGCCCUCCGAAACUACGCCAAGACCGGCGAGAUCCGCAAGGUCAAGCGCAAGCUCACCUACCAGUUCGACAGCGCGCUGCUGCCUGCAGCCCGCCGGGCCUGAGCACACUCGAGGCUCCCACCUACGGAGCCGCUGGGGGACCUCACGUCCCAGCCAGGAACCCCCUGGAAGAAAAAGGGCGUCCCCACACUCUAGGUGAUAGGACUUACGCAUCCCCACCUUUUGGGGUAAGGGGAGUGCUGCCCUGCCAUAAUCCCCAAGCCCAGCCCGGGCCUGUCUGGGAUUCCCCACUUGUGCCUGGGGUCCCUCUGAGAUUUCUUUGUCAUGUACAGACUCCCCGGGAUCCUCAUGUUUUGGGUGACAGGACCUAUGGACGACUAUACUUGGGGAGGCAGGGUAGCAGUUCUUGCAGAGUCCCAAGAGCUUCUCUGGGAUUUUCUUGUAAUAGCUGAUUCCCCAGUGAGGCCUGGGACCUUUUUAAGAUCUCUGUGUGUCUGUAAACCCUCAAUCUUAUCUGGGGUGGGGGCCCUGCUGGCAACCCUGAGCCCUGUCCAGGGGUCCCUCUUGUCAGGUCUGAGAUCUCCUAGUUAUGUCUGGGGCCCUCUGGGAGCUGUUAUCAUCUCAGAUCUCUUUGCCCAUCUAUGGCUGUGUUGUCACAUCUGUCUCCUCAUCUUUGAGAUCACCCAAUUCUCUGGAACCAUUCUGCUGCCCCUUUUUAUGUGUCUGGAGUUCCCCAAUCACAUCUAGGGCUCCUCCAAGAUCCUUUUGUCAUGUCUGAAAUCACUCUCGAGAGGUCUGGGGUGGGGGAUGGGGAGUCAGUGAAAUGUGUCAUGUCUGGGCCCUGUCAGGGACACCCUUGUCAUAUCUGGGAUCCUCCAAUCACAUCUGAGACCUCCUAGGCUCUCCAUCUGAUAUGCCCUUUCAGGGACCCCACAAAGACUGAGCUCUCAUGGGGACCCUACCCUUCCUAGUGGAACUCCCUAUGGCCAUGCUGAAGACCACUCUGGCCACGCAACUGAUUUUGGGUGAUCAUGGCAGCUCCCCACCCGUGUCACUUCUAACCAGAAGUCUCAAGGUCGUCACCCCCCUGCCCCCCAACCCAGGCCCCGGUCCCUGGUGGUGGUCUCUUUAGUUCACUGUAGCACUUGGAGGUGGAGGUGUGAGGGAUCCACAUUAACAGCAGACCAUCAGCUGGGCAACAGCUCAUACCUGUAAUGCCAGCACUUUGGGAGGCGAGGCAGGGGGAUGGCUUGAACCCAGGCAUUCAAGACAAGCCUGGGCAACAUAAUGAGACCUUAUCUCUACAAAACAUAAAAAAACAAUUAGCCGAGCAUGGGGGUGAACACCUGUGGUCCCAGCUGCUCAGGAGGCUGAAGUGGGAGGAUCUCUUGAGCCCAGGAAGUAGAGGCUGUAGUGAGCUGUAAUCGUGCCACUGCACUCCAGCCUGGGUGACAGAGCGAGACACUGUCUUAAAAACAAAAACAAGGCCGGGCACGGUGGCUCAUGCCUGUUAUCCCAGCACUUUGGGAGGCCGAGGCGGGCGGAUCACGAGGUCGAGAGAUCGAGACCAUCCUGGCCAACAUGGUGAAAUCCUGUCUCUACUAAAAAUACAAAAAUUAGCUGGGCGUGGUGGCACGUGCCUGUAGUCCCAGCUACUCGGGAGGCUGAGGCAAGAGAAUCGCUUGAACCCGGGAGGCAGAGGUUGCAGUAAGCCUAGAUUGUGCCACUGCACUCCAGCCUGGGCGACAGAGUGAGACUCCGUCUGAAAAUAAAAACAACAAAAACAGCAGACCAUUCAAAA
Messenger RNA from Pongo pygmaeus (Bornean orangutan), 2395 nucleotides. RefSeq names its product Spi-B transcription factor (gene SPIB). Gene Ontology annotation, cellular component: nucleus. The transcript has 4 exons. Gene Ontology annotation, molecular function: DNA-binding transcription factor activity, RNA polymerase II-specific; sequence-specific DNA binding. Lineage: Eukaryota; Metazoa; Chordata; Mammalia; Primates; Hominidae. Bases 1 to 696 code for a protein of 231 amino acids. Gene Ontology annotation, biological process: cell differentiation; regulation of transcription by RNA polymerase II. The record is from RefSeq and is a predicted model, not a curated record.